AUGGAUACUGAAGCAAACGGAAACCUCGAGAAGUGGCCUCAGGUGACUCGGGAGAGCAUCGUGAAGCUCAAACAAUGGCUCGCUACGCAGCCUCAUCUACCGCAAGUUCAAGAACACGACAUUGCCCUGUUUUUGCAUGCGAACUAUGGUGAUCUGGAAGCGACCCAGCGCACGAUUGAAAACUACUACACGCACCGCUCAAGCAAUCGAGAGUGUUUCGCCGGCCGAGAUAUUUUCAACGAAGCACUGCAGACGGCGCUUAGUAUCAUGAUGAUCACGAUGUUGCCUGGCGAAACAAAGGAAGGUUACAAAAUGAUUUACACAAGACUGUUAACGUCAGACACCACUCACUUCAACCAUCCACAAAUAUUGAAACUGAUUACCAUGUGCCUGGAUCUGUGGGUGAGAUUAGAGGGUAACGCAAACGGACACAUCAUGCUGAUGGACAUGCAAGGGAUGCACCUCAGUCAUAUGACGAAGUUGAAUAUGGGGGCAGCAAAGAAACACAUGUUCUACGUGCAGGAAGCUCUCCCAAUACGGCUAAAGCAGAUACACUUCAUCAAUGUGGUGCCGUUUAUGAAUCAGUUAAUGUUUCUCACAAAACCGUUUAUGCGCAAAGAUGUACAGGAGAUGAUAAAUAUGCAUGUCAAUCUAGACACCCUGCAUCAAGCCGUUCCCGUCGAAAGUUUGCCCAACGAAUAUGGUGGAAAUGGUGGUUCCUUCGACGAGCUUGAGAAAUCCUUCAAAGACAAAUUAUAUGCUCAUAACGACUGGUUUCGCACUAUGGAGACCCAUGACUUGGUGGACGAAACGAAACGCCAAUCUAAACCUAAACGAUAUUUAUUUGGUCUGUUUUGA
Molecule: messenger RNA, 858 nt
Organism: Anopheles coustani
Lineage: Eukaryota; Metazoa; Arthropoda; Insecta; Diptera; Culicidae
Product: alpha-tocopherol transfer protein-like
Exons: 5
Coding region: 1-858 (285 amino acids)
Cellular component (GO): membrane
Molecular function (GO): phosphatidylinositol bisphosphate binding
Source: RefSeq, a predicted model, not a curated record